ACAAGACGAGGACCAAAAAGACAGAGAAGGAAACGGACAAGUGGGGUUAUGUCUCUGCUGGUGUCAGAAGGAUCCUGGACAAAGGCAUCACCACCAAACAUUAUUGAAUAGUAAAUUAACAUGGUGUCUCCGAAUUCAACAAACCAAGCCCGUCUCCAACAGCUAAAGGACUUUGACGAAUCAAAAGCUGGUGUCAAAGGGAUCGUUGACAAAGGCAUCACAAAAAUCCCAUCAAUUUUUGUCCGGCCACCGGAAUAUUCCGCCGCCGGCUACCCAAGUUCCAGCCAACCAACCCGACCCCAGUUCACUAUCCCUAUCGUGGAUCUCGCUGACACUACCGGCCUGCAUGAUGACGUGGUCGCUGGAGUCCGGCAGGCAGCGGAGACUGUCGGGUUCUUCCAGGUGAUGAACCAUGGGAUACCCAAGAGAGUGUUGGAGGAGAUGUUGGCGGGGGCGCGUGGGUUUCACGAGCUGCUGACGGAGGUGAAGGCCGAGUACUAUAGUAGAGAGCAGAUGAGGAAGGUCAAGUUCAGGAGUAACUUUGAUUUGUAUCGGACAAAGUUUGCUAGUUGGAGGGACAGUUUGUUUUGUGUCAUGGGUCCUGAACCUCUUGAUCCUCAAGAAUUGCCUGACGUUUGCAGAGACGCAACCAUGGAGUACUCAGACCAUGUUCACAAAUUAGGUGUCACAUUGUUUGAAUUGCUAUCUGAGGCACUUGGGCUGAAAUCUGACCACCUUUUAGGCUUGGAUUGUGCAAAGGGGCAUGUAAUUCUUAGCCACUACUAUCCGCCAUGCCCUGAGCCUGAACUGACUAUGGGAACUACCAAACACUCAGAUCCUUCUUUUCUCACCAUACUACUUCAGGACCAAAUUGGUGGCCUCCAGGUUCUGUACGAAAACGAGUGGGUUGAUGUUCCUCCUGUUCCUGGAGCUCUAGUUGUGAACAUUGGAGAUCUCUUGCAGCUUGUAUCCAAUGACAGGUUUAAGAGUGUGGAGCAUCAAGUGCUUGCUAACCAUGCAGGACCAAGAGUAUCUGUUGCUUGUUUUUUCACCCUGAAUUUUUACCCAUCAACAAGGUUGUACGGCCCCAUAAAGGAAUUGUUGUCUGAAGAUCAUCCGCCUCUAUACCGGGAAACCUCACUGCAAAACUUCAGUGCUCACUACGACGGAAAAGGGCUUCAUGGGAACUCUGCCCUAACACGUUUCAAGUGGCAGAGGCAACAAUGAAAUAAGUCCCCUGCGCUGUAGAUCAGUGGCUGUGAACAUAUGUUAAGAGUUCCUUCAAGUGGCAAAGGUCACAAUGAAAUAAGGCAACUAUACCAUAUGCUUAAACUUUGUAUUAUGUUACAAACAAACCACAUAUGUUUGAUAAUGCAGUGCCCCUAUUGAUGCUUGUAGUUUAUAAAGGCUGAAGCAGAUUUGAUUGCACAAAUGGAUCACCAUUUCAAUCUUUUGCACAAUUUUGCUCACCAUAGUCUGUGGCACUCUCUCUCUAUCUCUUUCUCUCGCAUCUUCUUAUUCAUCUGUAAAACACCCCUUUUCUGCAACCCCUUUUUGGUUGUGUUCUUGAAUUUUUGGGCUUUGAGUGUAGAUCUCCUUUGAUCUAUCUUCUGUGGGAGGUGGAGUUGAAGCAUGUGGUGGGAUCUACUAUCUUAUGGUGGUGUGGGAUCGUGUGUGGUGCUAGAGAUGCUAUGACUUUUAUCUAAAGGUCAAGGUGGAAUUUGAGUGGUAAAUUCUCUUUCACUUUAUGGUGUUUUCAGAUCCGAAAAUGGAUGAGAGUUGGU
Prunus mume (Japanese apricot) is the source of this 1784-nucleotide messenger RNA. Lineage: Eukaryota; Viridiplantae; Streptophyta; Magnoliopsida; Rosales; Rosaceae. The record is from RefSeq and is a predicted model, not a curated record.